AUGACAUAUAAUAAUGGGGAAAAUAUUCUUAAAGGAAAAAAUUAUCAGCAAAAGAGAAAUUUUACAGGAUCCGAAGACUCAACAAUAAUAGCAGUUUAUGAUUGCUUCGUGUGUUCAUUACCAAUAAGUGAUCAAUUCAUUUUUAAAGUAAAUGAAAAUUAUUUUCAUUCAUUAUGUUUAAAAUGCUGUGAAUGUCAUGUAAAAUUACUUGAUCAAUGUUAUGUUCGACAUCGAGAUGUUUAUUGUAAAGAAGAUUUUUUCAAAAAAUUUGGUACGAAAUGUGCAGCGUGUGGAAAUGGUAUUCCACCAAGUGAUGUAGUACAACGUGCAAAUGAUUAUUUGUAUCACUUAGGGUGUUUCUCUUGUCUUAUCUGUCAUCGACAAUUGAAAGCAGGCGAUGAAUUUUAUUUAAUUGACGAUCAAAAACUUGUUUGUAAAAUUGAUUAUGAGGCAUUAACACAGAAAGAACUUGGUGAUACAAAUAAAAGACCACGUACAACUAUUACACAAAAACAGCUUGAAGUUCUUGAACAAGUUUAUAAUACAAGCCCAAAGCCAGCACGAACUUUACGAGAAUCAUUGGCAACUGAAAUUGGUUUAGAUACGCGUGUUGUACAAGUGUGGUUUCAAAAUCGUCGUGCUAAACAAAAAAAUUCUAAUAGACAACGACAAAAUGAAAUGCGUCCUUAUGUAAAAAAUCAACGAAAAACACAGCGAAGAACAAUUGACAAAUGUCAAACUAUGCAACAUGAAGACGAUACUAGUCAUGACGUUGAUAAUAUCGCGUCCGAUGAUGAAUUAUCAGAACAUGCUUCAGAUGAUUCUUUAUCGCAUAUUUCUCUUGCAAAUCCAAUAUAUUCUAAUGUUAUUUCUGUAGUAUCGAAGUCAUCAUCAAGUGAAUUAUUAACAUUCAAUUCACCUUGCACAUAA
Molecule: messenger RNA, 930 nt
Organism: Rotaria socialis
Lineage: Eukaryota; Metazoa; Rotifera; Eurotatoria; Philodinida; Philodinidae
Source: the annotation of a GenBank genome assembly